AUGUUUAUUGAAAUUAAACCAAUAGAAUCAUCGGAACACUUGAAUCAAGACGAAUCCACUCCACACAAAACCAAAGAUAAUCAAUUUGACGAACAAUUAACUGAGAAAAACAAAUCUAAAUCUCCACCUGAUACACCAUCUGACUUAACCGUAUUUACAAAUUCAUCAUCUUCAACUUUUAAUCAAGUGAAUUGCUUUUAUACGAUGAAAAUAUUAGACGAUAUUCGUAAAUUCUUUACCGACCAACAAAAAGAUCUACAAAAUCAAAAAAAGGAAAUUUCUCGUACUAUUGAUCAGUGGCGGACAGACUGUGUUAGAGAGAUUGAACAACAUGCGACAGAAGAAAAGAAGCGACUUGAUCAACUAUAUGAAUAUCAGAAAAAUUGCUUUGAAAAACAACGUCGUAAUUUCACGGAAGAAGCUACCAAACAAGACAAAUCAAAAAACAAGGAACAACUAUCUCAACUGUUGGAACGAUGUCAAGAAUUACAAUUUAAACUAGCCAAACCCGAAUACUAUCAACACUCAACUGAGUUUAUACAUAUCAUCAUGACCGAAGAACAACUAUCACAGAUGCAUCAAGGAAAGUCAUCCAGAAACAAUUCAUUAACAGAUUAUAAUAUAAACAUUGUUAAUGAUGAUGGCGUAAAUGAAAGGUCAUUGCAAAAGCCAACAUUCGCAAAUGCUAAGCAAGCAAGUCGAAGAUCUUCAACAACUCAAACUUCACCCAAACAUGAAGCUCAUAACUCUCAGCCUAAUACUACAACUAGAGAUGAUAUGGAAGAUAAAUGUCCAUUAUGUUUUAUGAUAUUUCCACAGAAUAUGACGAAACAAGAUCGACAGCUACAUGUUAAUGAGCAUUAUACAGAUGAUUAA
This is a messenger RNA of Adineta steineri, 876 nucleotides long. NCBI's taxonomy places the organism in Eukaryota, Metazoa, Rotifera, Eurotatoria, Adinetida, Adinetidae. The record is from the annotation of a GenBank genome assembly.